CAUGAAAAGAGCAUUCGACUGCUCAAAAGGGACGACAAGUGCUGAUAUCGCCACUUUUACUUCCUUGAACCGUACAAACCGUACAAUAUGGCUUCUGCAAGGCCAGAAGAACGGAAUUUUAAAGCAGUUUUGUCCAUGACUCGAUCGGAUGACUCUUCACCAGUUUUUUUUAAAGUUGAUGGUGAAAGAUUCAAAGAAAGUCGCACACUGAAACUUCAAGUGGAUACAAGUUACAAAGUUGGCCUUGAAUUUAGACCUCCCAUGAUUUUAAGUGAUGCCACUAUUUCUGGUAGCUCAAUCAAGCCAGAAAUAAAAAAGAACGACCACAGCUGUACGAGUUAUGACUGUACACUUUCCACCCAUGGUAUGUCAUCCUCUAAGAGUAAAGACCGUUCCUACAUGGUCCUUUGCCUAAAGUUUACAGACCAGCAUGAAAUGACGAUACAGAUUCAGACCAAGUUGUAUUCACAGAAAGACAAGAAUCACGUUAUGUGGGGUUCCUGUCUCAAGUCUCUAGAUUUUGAAUGCAAGAUGAAAGAUGGCCAGAAUUUUGUUGAUGUACAGAAAAUUAAUUUCAGAUAAACUCUCAAAAAUAUAGAAGUAUGCGAGAUUAAUUUUUAAAAGUCUUGGUGGUUAAGAUUGUUUUUGUAAAUUAUCAUCAAAAGUGACAUUUUGCUUGACCAAAUUUAAUAUAAUAUGCAAAUAUAUAUUAGACACAUUAAUUAGACUACAAGAUAACAUGUCAAACACUUUUUUAUUAAUCUUUUAUUAAAUCUAACAAAACUGG
Messenger RNA from Actinia tenebrosa (Australian red waratah sea anemone), 787 nucleotides. RefSeq names its product CB1 cannabinoid receptor-interacting protein 1. Gene Ontology annotation, biological process: negative regulation of signaling receptor activity. Gene Ontology annotation, cellular component: plasma membrane. NCBI's taxonomy places the organism in Eukaryota, Metazoa, Cnidaria, Anthozoa, Actiniaria, Actiniidae. Gene Ontology annotation, molecular function: type 1 cannabinoid receptor binding. The record is from RefSeq and is a predicted model, not a curated record.